Bemisia tabaci is the source of this 6962-nucleotide messenger RNA. It is a transcript of the gene Tlk, whose product is annotated as Tousled-like kinase. Gene Ontology annotation, cellular component: nucleus. Gene Ontology annotation, biological process: peptidyl-serine phosphorylation; chromosome segregation; intracellular signal transduction. The record is from RefSeq and is a predicted model, not a curated record. NCBI's taxonomy places the organism in Eukaryota, Metazoa, Arthropoda, Insecta, Hemiptera, Aleyrodidae. Gene Ontology annotation, molecular function: ATP binding; protein serine/threonine kinase activity.
CGAGUGUCAUGAUUAAGUGACGUCAGUCUGGUGUCACCUGAACUUCAAUGGACGAAAUUUUGUUGUGUUUUUUAUCUGAUCGCUCCUUAAUCCCGUGUUAAUCGUUCGGAAAUUGUUCAAAUUUGUCGUGUUUAACUCUUUUUCGGAAAGUCGUGUGAUUUGCUUUUCUGCCUCGAUGCUCGCCCAUUAAUAUUUGAGCCGCCGAAGUUCUUUUCGAUCUUAUUUACCGUAAAAUGACCCUUGCGGAGCCUUAGAUCAAGAAUUGGCAGACAGUCGCCAUUUUUUCGUUACUAGGGUUUUUGAAUUUAAUUUGUACGGCUCUGCAAGCCUUCCUCCCCUCGAUCCAAUCAUCCGCUCUUGCAAAUUUCGUCGUUCGUGAGGCGAAGUACCGUGAUAUCUCGUUGAGUUACCCGUGAACUUUAAAGUACCCCUUGAUAAUGACCGUGCUUUCCAACCCGUCCGAGUGUUAAGUGUAUUUUCUUUAUUUUAUGGUUUCAGUUUUAGAAUCAGUGGAUAACAUUCAGAAAUCAGUGGAUACAUCCAUCGAGAACAUUAAGAUCUCCGAUGGAUCUGUUGAUAUUACCAUCGGAAUGACCGACGCCCAUUGGAUCUCUGGAGGUGGCGCUGGCGUGAAGAUGGAGCAUCACUUCCAAGCUGCGCUGGAUCCCCGGAAACAAGAAUUGUUGGAAGCGCGCUUCAUCGGAGCACGGAUGUCAGCAGGCUCACAAAUCCAAAUGGCUCCACAAUCCGGUCUAAACAACUCAGGACAAGCUAUUCAUAGCCAAGACUCUAAUAUGAGCACCGGUUCAUCUCAUAGUGAUAAAGAAACUGAAUCAACUCCUGAGAAACUUUCAAGGCCCGGAUCAGAAAGGAAACGAAAGCGGAAAGGAGAAGAGGGUAUCGGCGGAGGGGGAAAAAGUAGUCCCCGAAUAAUCAGUGAUAAUAAAAAGAUCAACGAGUAUUUUGCUAGCAAGCAUUCUGGUACUAGUCCCAUUCGUUCUCAUGGUGGAGCAAAAAGUCCUUCUCCUGCUCAACAGGGGUAUUCAAUGUUCCCACCAUCUCCUCAACAAGUUAUAAUGCCUACAACACAGGUGCAAACGGUUCCUCCAGAUUAUCCAAGUCUAAUGCAUCCGCCUAGACCUCACCCCCCUACCAGCAAUAUGAUCUGUAAACAAGUUCAGACGGAGCUCACCCGACAAAGGUUACAAGAAAUUGAAACCCAGUCAUCAUGUGAUAUGGAAGCUAAGAAUAAUAAAAUUGAAGAAUUAAAUAGGACUAAUGAAGAAUUAAGAUUACAAUUAGCUGCUUCACAAAAAGUAAUAGAUUCACAUAAAGCACAUAUAAAUAAAUGUAUUGAUGUUGUUAAAAAAUUACUUAAAGAAAAGUCAAAUAUAGAAAAAAAGGAAGCUCGCCAAAGGUGUAUGCAAAACAGGUUAAGAUUAGGUCAGUUUGUAACGCAGAGGGUAGGAGCCCAGUUUCAAGAAAAUUGGACUGAUGGAUAUGCAUUCCAGAAACUUUCUCGGCGGCAAGAGGAGAUUACUGCGGAAAGAGAAGAAAUAGAUAGGCAAAAGAAAUUAUUAGUCAAAAAACGACCUGCCACGGAAACAGGACGGAAAAGGGCUGGUAGUCAGUCAGGUGGUCAGGGCAGUCAAAGUAACCCCGCAACACCAGGCCAAGCCAAUUCCAAUGCUUCGUCGUCCUCUUCCAAUACGGCAAUGCACAAUGGUACGGAUAAUGCUACGUUCCUCAAACCCGAUGCUGUGUCUGGCUUAUCGUGGCAAGAAUACUAUGAGGCAGAUGAAAUACUAAAAUUGCGUCAGUCAGCAUUGAAGAAAGAAGAUGCUGAUCUUCAACUAGAAAUGGAAAAGCUGGAAAGGGAACGUAAUUUACAUAUUCGUGAAUUGAAACGUAUUCAUAACGAGGACCAGUCGAGGUUCAAUAAUCACCCAGUGCUCAACGAUAGGUAUCUUUUACUGAUGCUCCUUGGAAAAGGUGGCUUUAGUGAAGUUCACAAGGCAUUUGACUUAAAGGAACAAUGCUAUGUUGCUUGCAAAGUCCAUCAAUUAAAUAAAGACUGGAAAGAAGAUAAGAAAGCAAAUUAUAUAAAGCACGCUUUAAGGGAGUAUAACAUCCACAAAGCGCUGGAUCAUCCCAGGGUUGUGAAACUAUUUGAUGUUUUUGAAAUUGAUGCGAAUUCAUUUUGCACUGUCCUAGAGUAUUGUGAUGGUCAUGAUUUAGAUUUCUAUUUGAAGCAGCACAAGACAAUUGCAGAACGAGAAGCUAGGUCGAUAGUGAUGCAAGUUGUAUCUGCUCUUAAAUAUUUGAACGAAAUCAAACCUCCUGUCAUACACUAUGAUCUUAAACCAGGUAAUAUAUUAUUAACAGAAGGUAAUGUCUGUGGAGAGAUCAAAAUCACUGAUUUUGGUCUUAGUAAAGUGAUGGAUGAGGAAAAUUACAAUCCAGAUCAUGGAAUGGAUCUUACCUCUCAAGGUGCUGGAACUUACUGGUAUUUACCUCCUGAAUGUUUCGUUGUUGGAAAGAACCCACCUAAAAUAUCCUCCAAGGUUGACGUAUGGAGUGUUGGAGUUAUAUUUUAUCAAUGUCUCUACGGCAAAAAGCCAUUUGGACACAACCAGUCUCAGGCAACUAUUUUAGAAGAAAAUACUAUUUUAAAAGCAACGGAAGUUCAGUUUGCGAAUAAACCUACUGUUAGUAAUGAAGCAAAGAGUUUCAUAAGAGGAUGUCUUCAGUAUCGGAAGGAAGAUAGAAUUGAUGUUUUUUCGUUGUCAAGACAUGAAUACCUCCAACCUCCGAUUCCAAAGCAUGGAAGGCAGUCAGCAAACAAUCAACAGCAACAACAGCAACAACAACAGCAGCAGCAACAACAGCAGCAACAACAACAGCAGCAGUUAUGCGCGUCAUUUUCGACAGGGAUGUUUAGCGGAAUGAAUGCCUCUAGUUCGUCGUAGUGCGUUAUCAGCUUCUUCAAGUUACGUUUUUAGUUUUUUUUCAAUUAUUUCAGUGCAUAAUUCAUUUUAUGAAAGGUUCGCAACAUUGUGAUUAUUAUUAUUAUUAAUAUUUUCUGUUUAGUGUUUAUACUAAUUAACUGUAUUGAAAAAAAACAAGAUAUCAGAAAAAAAGGAAUAAUGCGAAGGAAAAAUAAUAACAUUUGUAUGAUAAUGUUAAUUGCUGUUCUCAGCAUAGACUAUAUUUAAGGUUUAUUUUAAUUCAUCGUGAGUAAUAAUAAUUAAUAAUAAUACAUUAUUUAUUUAUUUGUUUAUUUAUUUUUUUCAUGCUUGUGUAUUAUUAUUAUUAUUAUCGUCGUCAUCAUCAUCCUCAUUGUCGUCAUUAUCAUCAAUACUAUGAUUAUGAUUAUCAUCAAUAUUAUCAUAUAUUAUUAUGGCUAUUAUUAUUUUUUGUUAUUAUUUUUUAAUGUCUUUUACUUUGUAGAAACUGUUAUUCUUGGACUUAUAAGAUAGAUAUUCAAUUUUGUGAUACUCUUGGAAUUUAUUUAUAUCAUGUUUCUGUCAUGAAUUUUGUUCUAUCUGACGCUCACCCUAUUACAUUUUAUUUGAUUGAUUUUGUCUCUUUCCUUUGUUAGAACAUUGCUUUCCCUUCAUUGUUAAAUACUUUUGUUACAUAAGCAAUGUUAAUUUCUUUUUUCUUUUUCCUCAGCCCCUCCGGCACGUAUCCUGUCACAAUUCAUGAAAUAUUUGUAAAUUAAAGUAUAUAUACAUAUAUUUUUUUUUUCUUUUUUAAUUUAUGUCGAGGCAGUUGUAACAGCAUAAUUUAUUUGAACAUUUUAAUCGCUUUGAAAACUGAUCUUACUUUUGACGAUGGAUAGAUGGAGAGCCUUAUCUGAGAAGAAAUGAAUUCAGUUAUUAUUCCUAUCUAUGAAGUUCAAUUUUUCAGUUAUCAGUGGUCCGCGUUGUCUUCCAACAGUCUGUAUUCAAUGUGCCCACCAUUCUUUUUUACAAGCAUCUUUCCCACUCUAAAUAUGAACUGCUCUUUUCUCUUAUCACAGAAGACCUGUGGAAUUUUUUUAUGAAAUCCCUCAAUUGUUUUGGGGUCAGUGGGAUGAAGAGCAAUCAGUAUUUUACCAAUAGUAAGGCUCUUGGAAAGAGAGAGAGCCAAAGCAUGUGAAUCCGGCAACUGUACAUUUUGUAUCGAUUGUAAAAUUCAAGGGUCCAGGCAUGAACAUGUAUAGUGACUUUUUUGGAGACAGUGAAGCAUCGAUUAUUUUGUAUUAGCAGAGCCAAUCUCAAAGUAUUACAGGGAAAAAAUGGAAAUUUACAACACCAGUCUGAAUUUUCUUCAGGCCAUUUGGUCCCACAAAGCGCUCUUCUUAAAAUUGCAGAUCAAUCACAGAGCAUGUUUGUGCAUUUGACCUUUCAAUUAUGACAUUGUGUCCUUGUAUUAAAAUGGUUGAGUGUGAUCACUGUAGUUCGUCAAAACAUUCUUAGCACCGCAGCCAUUUUACAUUCAGAUCCUUGCAUGUGUAUUCUUUUUUACUAAUUUUGUUCUUCCUUUUCUUUACUCAUUUAUGAAAUUAGACCAAUCAAAUAUCAUCAUUGACAUACUUUUCAUAUUUUUUGUAUAUAAUCACGCAGACAAACUAAAAUUUGUUGUACCACCCUCAAUGCCAACUUUAUCAGAACGUCAAAUAAAUUAACACCAGAUACCUUUAAAUUUUUUGUACAGGACUUAGGUGGAAAAAAAAACCUCCUAAGAUAAUUCAAUCGUUCGAAACAGUAGAUUAUUUGAAUAUUGCAGGUUUCUCAGCAUUGCUUUGACAUAAUUAUUACCCUGCAUCCCAAAAUCAAAACAUGGUGCUGGACCAUUGUCAUUUAAAAUUCUCAGAAAUUAUUUUCCUCUUUAUCUUCUUUCGGGAACUUCUUAGCGUUGUUUAUCAUGGUCUAAUUGUUGUUAGACAAAGUACUUGUCCAUACUUCUCUGCAACUAAAUCUAACUUAAACUUUGCAACUCAAAUUCAAUUUGAAAAGCUCAAUUUGUUCAGUUGGAAGGAGCGCCUGAGAGUGUGAGAAUUUGAACCAACCAAAUGGCUCAAAUUCAAAGGGGAAAAGUAUAUUUCAGAAUUUUCAAAGCAUCACAAUACUGCGGAUUCACUUAUCUUGAUUUCAGCACCUAAAUCCUUUAGUGGACAAAUGGAGGAAAGUCCCCCAAUCUUAAAGGAAGUUAAAAUUACUGCAAGAGAUCCGUGACCUCCCGGUUAUUUUGUUUUAUUUAUCAAACAAUUUUCAUGAUAUAUUGCAAACAUUGUACAUACAUAGGUACUGGACCUCUAUUAUUUUUUCAUCCCUCCUCUACAGAUCUGUAAAUUACAUUUUACCAAUUUAAAACAGCUUCUGUAGAUGUUACCUAGGUGCCAGCCAAAGUGACUUCAUCUCAAUGUUAUUCACCUAUGCUGUUUUACUAAAUAUUCACCCCGUGUAUAUAUUAAAAUGCAACUCAUCCGAUGAAUUUUCUUCUUCUGGCAACUAAAACUUGAAAGAAUUCAGUAAUGGAGGCGUACAGCGAGUGAACAUUUUUUUUAAAUCCGAUGUCCGUAUAAUUUCACCCCUCUUAUUAGACUUGUAGUUCAUUUUCUUGUGGGGGAAGGAAGAAAUGAAAAGUAUGGUUUUCUUAAGAGAGAAUGGGAAAAGUUUCUGCCAUUCUUCUUUCCUGAAGUUUUGAUACUCUGUGCAGCCUACAUUGCAGGUUGUCUAAGUUUAAAAAUUGAUAAAAAGACAAAAAAUCAUUCCCAAGAAGAGAAUGUUCAAAAGUUCGGAACACUAGCAUGCGAUCUUAUUGAGUCCAGAAGUGAAGGAUAGAAUUUUUUCUCAGUUACUUGUAGUUGCUGGAUUCAAUUAAACUUUUCUUUUCCUAUCCUCCCCUCUCUAAUAUGCAGGAAAAUUGAACCAACUCUUUCGGAUACCUCACUAGCAUUAGUUUAUGUCAAUUUUAGACAGAGGUGUAGUAUUUUGGGAAAACUUACGGUCGAGUAAAAUCCGCGAUGUUAUUUUUUUCUUUCUUUUUAAAUUAAAUUUGCAUGUAUUAUUGAGGACGUGACAUCAGCAACUAACGACAUCGUCAGCAACUGAGCAGGGCUCCUUUGCAUUAAAACUGCUGACAUGAUUAUCCCACUUGCAGAAAAUGAUCUCCAAGCAAAUGUAACUGCACCUUUUAAGAAAUAUGGACGCAUGUUUUUUACCAUCAGACUUAAACAUCUGAUCAUUUUAAAUGAAAUUUCAAUCAUAUAACUCAAAAAAGUUGAGUUUAGGGCAUCACAUGAUCAUGAUGCUACUCUCAAAUUCUUGGUGGGCACAAAAAGUUUUCUUCACAGAUUUUUUUUUUUUUUUUUUUUUUUUUUUUUUUUUUUUUUUUUUAAUUUAUUCUACGGGAGGUACAUCAACAUAUUUUAAUGAGAUCUUCUAGCUUGUUCUUUUUACUACGCCACAUACAUUUUAUACACUUUAAACUGGAUUUAGUUCACUUGUGUGGUGAAUACUUUUGUCAAAUCUGAAUUAAAAAAUUCAAACGAUUUUAGCCAUGUUUAUUUCUCAAAUUUUCUGAUAAAAGAGUUGCAGGAACGGGCUUAAAAGGUCUAAAAAAUAAUUUCUUCAAAACCUCUUUCUAUUUUUCUGUAGUUCCCUCGUAACAAGCGAUUACAUAUAUAUUCUGUAGCAUGUAAACUCUACUCUCAUUCAAGUCUUAAGAUCAGGAGACUUAAUUUAACGUGCGUGUUUUUUCUUUACCUUAAAUUUAAGUUGACUUGUCAUCGGUUUUCAAUCCUGUCAAAUCAAUGUUAACAUUGUAGUGAGACUUUCCUCGUCUUGAAAACUAUAUGUUAUGCUGGAACAAUUGUAUUUAAACUGUUAAUCUAGAAUAUACAUUGGAACUGUGAAUACUAGAGCGAUUUUUGUAAAUAUUGAAAUUAAAGAUAAAUCCGUUUCUAAUAUUUA